ACACGGAAGUGAAAGGUUUGCAGCUCGGCUCAUGUAAACAGUCUACAACCACGGGUGUUAAAUAUUAGUUCUAAGCUUAGAAUGGAGAUUUAUGGGGUUUGCUAAAUGAUGAUAUUGAAUUGAGUAUGAUUUCUCACCCUGUGUAGGCUCCCUAGCAAGCCUGCCUACAGUUUUUAAUGACAGGCUAAAGUAGUAUGCUAAAGGAGCGCCAUUAAAGUUAUUCAGACUCUAUAAUGCCGUUCAUUGUUCCAGCUAACCAGCCGCAGCAGAUCCGCUCCUCUCAGAAGGACGAAUAUUAUCAAACCAGUCUGAGAAAUAACGCUAACGAGGCUUUCCAAACACUUGCUGGAUCAAGACGAUGGCUGCAGUGGAGGAAAGAAGUGGAAGUCCUGUCAGAUCUUACCUAUUAUGCACUAACCACUCUCUCAGGAUAUCAGACAUUAGGCGAAGAGUAUGUCAACAUUAUCCAGGUUGACGCCACCAAACGCAGGAUUCCUUCCCGGACACGCAGACUGGCUCUCGUUCUGUUUCACACCUUUGUACCUUACGUCCUGGACAAACUUCUGGUCUGUAUAGAACAUGAGCUGGAGGUGGAGGACUGGGAUUCCCAGAAUGCCCAGCGAGAAGCUGCAUUAACCUGGAGCCCGAUGUGGUAUAUAAAGGCAUGGAUCCAGAGGGCGGUGAGAAUGCUGAAUAGUCAGCAGAGGAAAUCUUUAAAGCCAGUCGUCUUCGCAGUGCAGCAGGGAAUCACCGUCUUGCAUAGGCUGCAUGUGGCUCUGUUUUACAUCAGUGGUGCCUUUUAUCAUCUGGCCAAAAGGACAUCAGGCAUCAGUUAUCUCAGAGUCCAGGGAUUGGCCGUGGAUGAUAAAGGCAUCCGAACGAGCUACCGGCUUUUAGGGUGUGUGUCGUUGCUGCAGCUGGCCAUCACACUUGCUCUGCAGUUCAACAAUCUGAGACUGAGGCAGCGCGCCAGACACGAGUGGACACAGCACAGGAAUCUGCCCUCAAGUCCUCAGGAGUCUUUGUCCUCUCGAUCUUCCCGCUGUAUUCUGUGCUUAGAGGAGAGGAGACACUCUACAACAACCCCCUGUGGGCAUCUUUUCUGCUGGGAGUGUAUCACAGAGUGGUGUAACACCAAGACGGAGUGUCCGCUGUGUCGAGAGAAAUUUCAGCCUCAUCGCCUGGUUUAUCUGAGAAGUUACAGAUAGAUGAUGUAACAUUUCACAACAACUUGAACAAGGCCUUCAUUCCAGUACUGCUUUUAAACCACCUUCCUACGUAACCACCUCAGAAGUGUGUGUAAACUGUAUUCUGGGGGGGAAAAAAAGGUGCCGACAACAUUACGAGUGGAUAUUUAACCAGACUGCACUUGCACUGGCCGUGUAGCUGAAGUGGAUUCCUUUGGAAAAUGCAUCUUCUAUUUCCUCUGAAUUGUGUGCCCAGUCUUAUGGGUUUGAUUACUGACUAAUGUGCUAAUUAGCUAGCUAUGUUUAUGGUUAUGUGAAAAGUAAAUGGCUACAGAUGUUUAAAUGCAGCUGUAAGAAAUCAUAAAAUAAUUUAUUGCUCAUAUUUACAUUUAAAAACCGUUUCAUCUGCCUGAUUUUGUGGUUUUGAGAUUUGCAAAUACCUAUAGUAUUUAAUUAUAGUAUUUAACUGGGUUCAUGAUGUAAAACGAUAAUCA
Molecule: messenger RNA, 1681 nt
Organism: Neoarius graeffei (lesser salmon catfish)
Lineage: Eukaryota; Metazoa; Chordata; Actinopteri; Siluriformes; Ariidae
Gene: pex10
Product: peroxisomal biogenesis factor 10
Exons: 6
Coding region: 234-1208 (324 amino acids)
Biological process (GO): protein import into peroxisome matrix
Cellular component (GO): peroxisomal membrane
Molecular function (GO): zinc ion binding
Source: RefSeq, a predicted model, not a curated record